Zonotrichia leucophrys gambelii is the source of this 1023-nucleotide messenger RNA. RefSeq names its product histone acetyltransferase KAT8-like. The transcript is spliced from 3 exons. The record is from RefSeq and is a predicted model, not a curated record. Lineage: Eukaryota; Metazoa; Chordata; Aves; Passeriformes; Passerellidae. The annotation marks the transcript as partial.
UGGGGAAAUUUAAGGUAAAAUUGAGGAUUUGAAGUGAAAUUUGGGGAAUUUGGGAGCGGAUAGGGAAUUUUUGAUUCAAGAAUUGGAAUUUGGGGUGACCGAAAGGGAGUUUUAGACCAAAAAUUGAUAAUUUUGAGUGAAAAUUGGGGAUUUUGAGUAAAAGAAUUCCCGAUUUUUAGGCCCCAAAAGCGAAAAGUUUUACUCCCCUCACAGCUAAGCCACGCCCCCAACAACCAAUCCCCGCCCUUUUUUCCUUCUCCUAGCAACCAAUCCCCGCCCUUUCCCCUUCUCCUAGCAACCAAUCCCCGCCCUUUCCCCGUCUCCUAGCAACCAAUCCCCGCCCUUUCUCCUUCUGCAAGCAACCAAUCCCUGCCCUUUUUCCGUCUCCUAGCAACCAAUCCCCGCCAUUUUUUCCUUCUCCUAGCAACCAAUCCCCGCCCUUUCCUCGUCUGCUUGCAACCAAUCCCCGCCCUUUCCCCGUCUCCUAGCAACGCGUCGCGGCCGUUGCGCGUCACUUCCGGCGGGUUCCAAGAUGGCGGCGGCGGGGCCCGGCUCGGUACCGGAGGCCCCGGGCGGCUCCGGGGCGGCCCCGGGCGGGCCCCGAGCGGCCCCGGAGGGAACCGGGACGGGAACCGGGCCCGGAAGCGGCACCGGCAGCGGCCGCGGAGCCCCCGGGGCGGCGGGAACGGGCCGGGAUGCCGAGGUGGCCGUGGAGAUCGGGGAGACGUACCUGUGCCGGCGGGCGGACGGGAGCUGGCACUCGGCCGAGGUGAUCCAGUCCCGCCUGAACGAGCAGGAGGCGCGCGAGGAGUUCUACGUGCACUACGUGGGCUUUAACCGGCGCCUGGACGAGUGGGUGCGCCGCGAGCGCCUGGCGCUCUCCAAGAGCCUCAAGGAGGCCGCCCAGAAGAGCUCGGAGCCGUUCCUGGCCGAGCUGGCCGAGCCCGAGCGCAAAAUCACCCGCAACCAGAAACGCAAGCACGACGAGAUCAACCACGUGCAGAAGGUCUGCGGCAAACUGGG